CCAGCAGAUCCAUGGGGAGCCUACGACGACAACACAAUCAUAGAAACUGAAGCCGAGAAAAAUCUGUUCGUGCCUAAACCAUAUCGACCAAGUAGCAAAGAAAAAACUACAACCACGACACGUGUCCCAGUUACCCAACCACCUACCACCAUCCGAACGAUUCCGUUCGUGCAAACUACACCGGCAUUCCGUCAAACAAUCACCCCUGUGGUACAGCAACCAUCCUUUGGACGGCAAGAAGUCCCUCAAACGCCUUCACGACUUUUUGUACCUACUCCUGCUCCAACGAGACCUGCUGUGCAGUCAUUUACGCGUCCACCGUUCCAACCACCUACUCCUUCUCCAUUCCAACCUCGUCAACAAUUCCAAACUCCAUUCGCGCCACAACAGAACUUCCAAACCCGACCACCCUUCAAUGUACAACCUCAAUUCCAAACUCAGCCUCCUUUCCAACCCCAGCAGUUCCGUACACAACCACCACCACCACCAGCUCCUCCAACUACACCUGCACCACAAUUACCUUUUGCCACUCAACAGAAUUUGCGAACUGGAGUAUGUCCCAUGUCGAUCUUCUACAUUUCAACCCCUAUCAAUGGCCCUACAAGACUAUCAUUUACCCAUUUUGCUAUUGCUGUCACCGUGGAUCAAUGUGCUCGAACCUGUCACGAAUUUAAUUGUGCGAUCGCUCACUACAAUCCAAGCAAUGGACAUUGCGAAUUUAAUCCAUCGACAGCAUUUGCCAUCAGAAAUGGACAAUGCCCCGCUUGGCCUAGUCUUCAUUAUAGGAAUAACGUUGUUGCCAGUGAGCCUGUACGAAUCUUCUGCGUCACCUGCCAACGACCACGAAGACGACCAAACCGACUGAGAACUUUCAACCCACGCGUAUCUAAUACUCCCGUUAUCCACGGUGUUCUCGUAAGGCAACCCAAAGCAAUCGCACUCGGAGUUUCUCAGUUCGCCGUUGGCUCCUCCGACGAAAAGCAACGCGAGAGAGUUGGCGUUUCACCAAUCCAAUUUGAGGAUGGAGGUGAAGAAGGGCUUGAACUACAAACGAGAUCAUAUGGCAAAUCUAGAGUAAGUCGCAAUUUUUGUAUAGCAACAUAG
Strongylus vulgaris is the source of this 1104-nucleotide messenger RNA. NCBI's taxonomy places the organism in Eukaryota, Metazoa, Nematoda, Chromadorea, Rhabditida, Strongylidae. The record is from the annotation of a GenBank genome assembly.